Molecule: messenger RNA, 1947 nt
Organism: Trichoderma asperellum CBS 433.97
Lineage: Eukaryota; Fungi; Ascomycota; Sordariomycetes; Hypocreales; Hypocreaceae
Biological process (GO): transmembrane transport
Cellular component (GO): plasma membrane
Molecular function (GO): transmembrane transporter activity
Source: RefSeq, a predicted model, not a curated record
AGCCUCGCACUCCGGGAUUCCGUCGAGCCCACCCAGAGCAGGACCUUCAUAUAUAUCAGAUUCACCAAAAAUCAACAUGCACAAGCAGAACAGUUGCAAACCUGCGACAGGUACCUCCCACCAGGUGACUGUUACUGAUUUGAGUGGGGCCAGAAGCAGUCUGCACGCUACAAACCCGGCUGGUGUCCUGUGUGCUUCUUUGGAUGCAGUAGCUCCGGCGGCGCAAGCUGAGGAAAUGGCGACCGUUCCAUAUACUGAACUGGAACAGCCGUAUCACGUAUUCCCGAAGGGCCUGAAAAAGUUCCUUGUAGGCGUCAUCGGAGUUGCAGGCUUGUUCUCGGGCUUGUCGUCGAAUAUCUACUUCCCAUCACUAGACGCAAUUGCAAAGGAUCUCAAUGUUAGCAUCGACGCCGUUUCCCUGACCAUCACGUCGUACCUAGUAAUUCAGGGCGUAUCGCCACUGCUUUGGGGUUCAUUGUCGGACACAGUGGGACGGCGGCCUAUUUACAUCGCUUCCUUCACGGUCUAUAUCAUUUCCAACAUUGUCCUCAGCCUUUCUCCAAAUUUCACUAUUCUUCUCAUCUUCAGAGGUUUGCAGGCGGCAGGUAGCGCCUCGACUGUAAGUAUUGGAAAUGGCGUUAUUCAAGAUAUCUCUCCCCCAUCUGAAAGAGGAGCUUUCAUAAGUUUCUAUCAGGCCAUCCGUAACUUCAGUAUCGCUAUUGGUCCUGUUCUAGGUGGCGUCUUGGCAAAUACCUUCGGCUUCCGGUCUAUCUUCAUCUUCCUCGUGAUACUUUCCUCAUUAGUCAUUAUAAUGGUGAUUUUGUUUCUGCCUGAGACCCUGCGAAGCAUCGCUGGAAACGGCUCCCUGCGGCUCACGGGUAUUUACAAGCCACUUGUUGCGAGGUUCACCGUGGAGCCACCAUAUAUGCAGGACCCUGAUGAAGCAGUCCAGCGAAAGAAAGUGACCGUCAUAACGUUCAUCGAGCCCCUAAAGCUUCUGGUAGAGAAGGAUAUCGUCCUGAACUUGCUGUUUGGGGGCGUGGUAUAUGCCAUUUGGAGUAUGGUGACAUCUAGUACUACGGGGCUUUUCAAGUCCCGCUUUGGCCUUAAUGAGCUUCUCCUUGGCCUAGCUUUCCUACCCAACGGUUGCGGCACUAUCGUCGGCUCUGCCAUGGUUGGCAAACUCAUGACCCGCGACUAUAAAGCAGCUGAAGUGGCCUACAAAAUCGCGCAUAACCUACCUCCCUCGCACAAGCUCCCGACUAAAAACAUCCCGGCCGAUUUUCCGAUAGAGCAAACGCGCCUACGGAACCUCCCGUGGAUCGCAAGCCUCUUUUCGGUAUCCACAGCCGCGUAUGGUUUCUCACUCGCGGACCCGACUCUAACUUCCAAGCCCGGGUGGAUCGUGGUGCCACUAGUUUUGCAGUUCCUAAUCGCCGCGAUGAGCAACGCUAUCUUCGCGCUCAACCAGACGCUCGUGUCGGACUUGUGUCCCGGCAAGGGCGCUAGCAGUACGGCCAUUAACAACCUGGUACGGUGCGGACUCGGCGCCGUUGGGGUUGCAUUUGUCGAGACUAUGAUUACCAAUCUCGGACCCGCGUGGGCUUUCCUGGGAUUAGCAUUAAUCACCGUGACAAUGACACCAUUGGCUGCAGUGAACUGGUUUUGGGGGCAACGGUGGCGGGCUGCAAGGACUGAAAGGAAGGCCAAGAUCGAAGAGUAGAUGAACACAAAAAGGCUUGAUCCCAUAUUAGUCUUGAUUAUAAAUUAGAAUUGCACGAAUAGAAUGUACAUCGAAACGGGAACCGUAGGGUUGUGUGUCAUCCUCAUCCUACUGGCUUUAAGGCUUGUCUUUUUUAUAAAUAAGCAUAAAUAGAUCUAGAGAAGGAAGGUGGAGCACGUAUGUGACAGAAGUCAAGAUAACAAUGGACAGGGAUCCUACUAGAC